Molecule: messenger RNA, 5041 nt
Organism: Arvicanthis niloticus (Nile rat)
Lineage: Eukaryota; Metazoa; Chordata; Mammalia; Rodentia; Muridae
Gene: Prrx1
Product: paired related homeobox 1
Biological process (GO): regulation of transcription by RNA polymerase II
Cellular component (GO): nucleus
Molecular function (GO): RNA polymerase II cis-regulatory region sequence-specific DNA binding; DNA-binding transcription factor activity, RNA polymerase II-specific
Source: RefSeq, a predicted model, not a curated record
UCUCUGGCUCUGAUGUUGGCAAAGGGGUUUUCUUAAUCAGACUGUUUUUUCGGUCCGAGGAAAAGGAGGUAGGAGAUUGUGAUGGAGAAAGGGGGUCUGUAAAACGUCAGGCGCCGCACAAAGGCUUUGCCACGUAAUUACAGGCUCCUAUUAAGUGGAGAUCUGCCCUCCCAGGGGUCUCCAAUUUUCUUGUAUUCCCUACAAAGCCUCCUCUCCAUGCCAGUCUGUGCCUUUUGAAGUGCCAGAGAGCUUCUUGAUCCAACUGAGAAGGGAAAAGGAGCGUUGCACGGAGAAGGGGGAGAGAGCGGAGGGAAGGGGGACCAGCCACCCUUCUGCAGACUCUUGAAACCCCGCUUCUUUAUUUCUUAUUUUUUUUCCUCCUUCGAAGAGUAAAGUGAGAAUCCUGCUCUCUAAUCCAUCUGCAAGACAUCACUCUCCUGAAAUUCUAGUCACUCCCGAGAAUCCACAGGAGUGCAGAGGGGGAACGCGCUUUCUUGAAGACAUUUUAAAGCUGGAACAAGCCUUCUUCUGUUGGUGCUUGAACCCUUGCCGGGGAAUAACUUUUUUUAACCUCUUUCUCUACUUUUUUUUUUUUUAACCCACUUUGAUUCUUCUCUCCACCCCUUCUUCUCUCUUCUGUUUGCCUAACUCCCCCGCCCUGCUGGUCUCCCCUUUCCUCUCUCCCCCUUAUUAUUAUUUUUAGUGUCUGCGUGUGGACACUUUUUGAGAGUUGGAAGGGAUAUAUUUUUUCUCUCUGAUUUCAGCAUAGAGUGUUUGUUUGUUUUUAUUUUUAAACUUUUUGGAGUGGAUUAUCUCUCUGGACUUGGCUUCAGCAAAGCAACAGAGGCUGCGGGAAAGUUACUUGUCCCGAAAGUUCUGCACUUCAGAAGGGGGUCUCCCCGCCCUCUGCGUCUCUCUCUCUCUCUCUCUCUCUCUCUCUCUCUCUCUCUCUCUCUCUCUCUCUCUCUCUCCACUCCCCCCUCUUUCUUCCCCACUCGGCUUCUCUCCCCCCUCACGCCCACAACGUUUGGUGUUGAUUCGAGCGGGAAGAGGGGGGUGGGUGGGAUAGGAGGGGAGACCAUGACCUCCAGCUACGGGCACGUUCUGGAGCGGCAACCGGCGCUGGGCGGCCGCUUGGACAGCCCGGGCAACCUCGACACCCUGCAGGCGAAAAAGAACUUCUCCGUCAGUCACCUGCUAGACCUGGAGGAGGCCGGGGACAUGGUGGCGGCACAGGCGGACGAAAGUGUGGGCGAGGCGGGCCGGAGCCUGCUGGAGUCACCGGGACUGACCAGUGGCAGCGACACCCCUCAGCAGGACAAUGAUCAGUUGAACUCUGAGGAGAAGAAGAAGAGAAAGCAACGGAGAAACAGGACAACCUUCAAUAGCAGCCAGUUGCAGGCCUUGGAGCGUGUCUUCGAGCGGACACAUUACCCGGAUGCUUUUGUUCGAGAAGACCUUGCACGUCGGGUGAACCUCACUGAGGCCAGAGUGCAGGUGUGGUUUCAGAACCGAAGAGCCAAGUUCCGCAGGAAUGAGCGAGCCAUGCUGGCUAAUAAAAAUGCUUCUCUCCUCAAGUCCUACUCAGGAGACGUGACUGCUGUGGAGCAACCCAUCGUACCUCGUCCUGCUCCCAGACCCACCGAUUAUCUCUCCUGGGGGACAGCCUCUCCGUACAGAUCUUCGUCCCUCCCAAGAUGUUGUUUACACGAGGGGCUUCAUAACGGAUUCUAACGGAAGACACUGAAAAGCGCCAUGGCUACUUAUUCUGCCACAUGUGCCAACAAUAGCCCUGCACAGGGUAUCAACAUGGCCAACAGCAUUGCCAACCUGAGACUGAAGGCCAAGGAAUAUAGUUUACAGAGGAACCAGGUGCCAACAGUCAACUGAGGAAAAAAAUAAAUAAACAGGCCUAAGAAGAAAUCAAAAACCAUAAGACACCUAUCCUGUUCUGUCAUUUCUUCAUCCGCCGGGGAAAAAAAAAUAAACGCAAACAAACAAAGCCAGAACUAAAAUAUUGGGACCAUGGCGGAGAAAAGCAAGGGAGGAAACAAAAUGAAAAUUAGUUAACAAAUGUUUCUUCUUCCUCUUGGAUACCAUCACCAUUUGCUUGCUUGCGUGUGUGUGUGUGUGUGUGUGUGUGUGUGUGUGUGUGCAUAUUUUGUUUUUCUUCUAUCCAUGCUUUGCUAGUUGUACUCCAGUCUUCUAUUAGGUUCAGCCCACCCAUAUAUAUAUAUAUAUAUAUAUAUAUAUAUAUAUAUAUAUAUAUAUAUAUGAAAGAUCACUUUUCAGUAACCUGAUUGACUUCAGUGCCUUACUCCGUAUCCUUCCAAGUCUCUCUAGGAGAUUUUGAAAAUCCAAAGUCUUUCUGAAGAAACUGUAUUAUUGUGUCCAUGUUGGUCAUGUUAAGGUUUUUCUAUCAGCUACAGGAAAAAUAAAUGUACACAUGUUCUGGUCAUUGACCUGUCUGAUCGAUGUGGUUGGCCAUGUCUGGUGAACUCUAAACUCUAAGCUAUAGGUUAUAAUGUCACCAUCACCCCACUCCUUACCCAACCCAAACAAUAAACCAUCCUAAGUUAAAGACGCUCAUUGUUUUUGAACAAUUGCUGUCACUCUUUCUUUGGGAGAAGAAAUGCUUUCAGUUUUAGAGACGGAAAAAAUUUUUUGUAGGAAGACAAAUAUUGAAUUGUGAAAGGCAUAGUCUAUACCUUUGGUGCCUUAGAGGUGGUCAGAUGCACACUUUUAUAUAUACAUAUAUAUAUAUGCUGUAUAUAUUUAUAUAUAUUAUAUAUAAAAUAUUGAAAGCUUGAGUUUGCUGUUUCUCAAACACUAUAAAAGCAAACUCUUUGCCAUCACCACUGUCCUUAUUUACACAAUAAUGAUAUGUUAAUGGGGCAUCUUGCUGUUUUUCAUAUUCUAUACAAAAUCCUCAUUAAGGUCAGACAGCAAUUAGCUAGGCAGCUGUUUGAGAAGAGCUUCCAUUUUUUAUACUAGGGCUUUAAUGGAAUUAAGAAUUAGUUGAUGUUAUAGAGUUGACCUUGAGUUUGGACCCUGAGCUCAAAUGGAAAGUCUAUAUCAUCUGACUUAUCACGGGAAAUACAGGUAGAGCGAUUGGGAAAGACAGCACUCUUUUCUUUUUUCUUUUUUUUUUUUAAACUCCACAGGAAUAUGAAAGACAAGUAAUAUGUUUAAGUGAAGUACUUAAAGCUUUGUCUAAAUUUUAAAAAAAGUUAAGUACAAUUAUACUUUUACAUUUUAGUGGUUUUGAAAUGAGGUUUAGUAUCUAGGGUGGGAGGCAGGGCUGGUAUUUCUUUGUUUCUCUUUGUUCCCAUCUAUGCUUUGGCAACCUUCCUGGUGGACUUGACCAAACCAUGUUACCAUGCUGUGUCUAGUUUACCUGCUUAUAAAACGAUUUAACAAUUCCUACCUCACAGGGAUGUUGUGAGGCUACAUCCAUUUGUCCUCUCUCUCUCUCUUCCUCUCUCUCUUUCUCUCUCUCUCUCUCUUUCUCUCCUCUUUCCCUUUCUUCCUUCCUUGUUCUUUGUUUGUCCAGCACUUUUUAGCCGUGAAACAAGAAGGGACAUUAAGGGCAUACAAUAUUCAUGGACUAACACAGUAUCUGAAAGCUUUGUUUUCUAGUAAGGAAAUGGUAUCUGGCUGUACAUAAAUAUAACCUUGUAUUUGGAAAUCAUAAAUAGGUUUAUAUUUUCAAAUAUCUCAACAAUCACAUCAUUUGACCAAAGAAUAAUUUAAGGCACAAAGUAUAGAGAUAUUUUUAACUUAUACUUUCAUCAACAGCUUGGUUUUAAUAACCAUAGUUCUCAGUGAACAAAAAUAUUCAGACUGAUUUUGGCCAAAUAUGUCAACUUUGCAAUAUGAAUUACAGGCAGGCAAAGUAUUUGGGGUAUACGAUUUACUUUUAGCACACGCUUGUACUUCCCUUGGCAUAUCUGGUUGAGUCAAUGGUGAUGUUUUUCCAGUCUAACAGGCACCUAUCUGAAAACAAAUUUCAAGUGAUUUUGUACUUUGUUCAAUAUUAAGAAGGAAGACCAUCUUGUGUACUUUGAACUCAUGAAAUGAUUCCUUCUCAGCAACUAUUAUUAAAAUAUUUCUUUCAGUAUAGUUUAUGUGAUCUGGCUUAAUACACAUCACUUGUUUUUAAGGAAUCUCUCCACUCAUGUAUUUGUCCCAUUGAUUGCUGUGUUACCAAGUUUCAAAAGAACAGUGUAUCCUUAUUGUAAAAACAUUCUUUGAUUUGUAAGUGAGUACAGGUCCAAGAGACUGGUAAACCUUCUGAAUUUAGAGUUUGCAGAGAAUAGCUAAAAGAUUUCGAUUAUAGGCAAGAAAGAGAAAUUAUAAAUGAAAAAAGUUUUCUAAAGAGAGCAGAAUCUUGGAAGAUAGUUGCUUGAAGUCAUUUGAAACUUUCAUCCAUUUCCAGUAGCCAUCAAACAGACCUGAUCCCAUAAACUCAAAGGAGGAAGUGGGAGGUUAUAUUUGAUGCAGUGUAUAAGCAGUUUCUUGGAAGUUGGUAGAAUAACCCCUGCUAGUUAGUCAUAGGAGUGCCUGCAGCUGGUAGACCCACAGCACAACAUCUUUACCUGAGCACUGACUGGGAAAUAUACCUGAAACACUAACACUCAAUUUUGUUCAUUUUUGAUAAACUUUUAAAAAAGAAUAUAAGUUUAACAAGUGAUUUGGAGGAUUAGAUAUCUAGCUUGUAAGUCAAUUACCAGAGGAGUGUCUCAAUGCCAGACUCAAGGCAUAUACCUAUUGCUCUCCAUCAGUAUAUCCAGAUGAAGGCAUUAGGACUGUCAAUGUCCACAAUCCCUUCUCAAACAAGGAGCCAAUUAGUGGAGUACUUGGCAGGAUAAAUUAAACCAGAAGUAAUGAUCUAGGUAUAAAAAAAGGGGAAUGGCAUAUGGUAAUAAAGAUCUCAUAAGAAAUGUAAUAUGUAAAUUAUAUCUUGCUUUAUGAUGUAAAAUAUACAUUGUUUGUGCUAGAAUAGAAAUGAUUUCUUUUCAAUAAAAUGAAAGACUGAUAA